Molecule: messenger RNA, 2070 nt
Organism: Chinchilla lanigera (long-tailed chinchilla)
Lineage: Eukaryota; Metazoa; Chordata; Mammalia; Rodentia; Chinchillidae
Gene: Syngr3
Product: synaptogyrin 3
Cellular component (GO): synaptic vesicle membrane; neuromuscular junction
Source: RefSeq, a predicted model, not a curated record
GCGGCGGCGGCGGCGGCAGUAUCCAGAGCAUCAGCAGUCUCGGCAGCAGCCCGGUAGCCUCGGGCGGGGCCGGCCGUCGGACCGACAGACAGAGGUCGCCGGGGGCGAGUGGCCUGGCCUCCCAGGCCGGCCAUGGAGGGCUCCUCGUUCGGCGCGGGCCGCGCGGGGGCCGCCCUGGACCCCGUGAGCUUCGCGCGGCGGCCGCAGACCCUGCUGAGGGUCGCGUCCUGGGUGUUCUCCAUCGCCGUGUUUGGGCCUAUAGUCAACGAGGGCUACGUGAACUCCGACAGCGGCCCGGAACUUCGCUGUGUCUUCAACGGGAAUGCGGGCGCCUGCCGCUUUGGCGUCGUGCUGGGACUCGGGGCUUUCCUAGCCUGCGCCGCCUUCUUGCUGCUCGACGUGCGCUUCCAGCAGAUCAGCAGCGUCCGCGACCGUCGCCGCGCUGUCCUCCUCGACCUGGGCUUCUCAGGUCUCUGGUCCUUCCUGUGGUUCGUGGGCUUCUGCUUCCUCACCAAUCAGUGGCAACGCACCGCGCCAGGACCCGGCACCACACAGGCUGGGGAUGCUGCACGGGCUGCCAUCGCUUUCAGCUUCUUCUCCAUUCUCAGCUGGGUGGCGCUCACCGUGAAGGCCCUGCAGCGGUUCCGACUGGGCACCGACAUGUCACUCUUUGCCACAGAGCAACUGGGCACUGGGGCAGGCCAGGCCUACCCUGGCUACCCGGUGGGCAGUGGUGUGGAGGGCACCGAGACCUACCAGAGCCCGCCCUUUACCGAGACCCUGGACACCAGCCCCAAAGGGUACCAGGUGCCUGCUUAUUAAUGGCUGGCAGGUGCAGGCAAGGGCUCGAAAGCCACCCUACCAAUUCAGGCCCUAUGGCCUCCUGGGACCGCCCUCAGGUUCUGCCCAUACAGCGCCAGGGACAUGGGGGAUGGCCACUGUGGGCUUCCAUUGGCCAAGCAGAUGGAGCCCCUCUGGGAUUCCUCAGCUGUCCCCACCGAGCCCCUCUAGCAAGAGGGUCCAGACCUGAGAUCCUGCAAGAGGGCAGCACAGUUUGGGGUGGGCUGUGGAAGAAGAGGCAGUCCCUUCAUGGGCCAGGUAACCUGGGGCUUACCUGUCUAUUCCAAGGUCAGAGGUCCAGCUACUCUGCACAGCCUGGUGCUGGGCUUCCCAGGACCAGAGGUAAGGACACUAACCUCACCUUAAGGCCAGAGAUUGUGGCCAUUGUUCCCCAUCCCCAGUCCUUACGGAUAGUGACUACCUUUGCUGCUGUCUUGGUUUGCCUUCUCUGGAGCCUCCCUCCAUUUCCACUCAUAGACUCUAGAGCAGCCUGAUCUGUUAAUGUUGUCGUGAUUGUGGUCAAGUCUUCUGGUUUCAUCUCAUAGUACCCCAUAAGCUGCCCCUCUCUGUGGGCCAUUCUGGCCAGGAAGGUACAAGACAGCUGUGGGUCUGGGCAACAGCCCUUCAGUAAGACCCUGCUUGGGCUGGGGAUGUAGCUUAGUGGCAUAAGCGCCUGCCCAGCAAGUGCAAGGUCCUGAGUUUGAUUCCCAUUACCAAAAAAAGAAAAAGACCCUGCCUAAGGGAAAAGUGGAAUACCUGGGUGCCAGGCAAGACAAGCUUCUCAUAAGGAAAGAGUCCUGGAGCUUCCACCUGCCAACAGUGCCCCUGGAGACAGCCAUUCCUGCAAACUGUCUUACCUUGGCUUCCUGGACCAGUUACUCCCUUCCUACUCUGCAUCCUGUUUUAAGGCCCAGCCCUAUGGGGGUUCCUGUGUGUAGCUGACUAUUCAUGCAUUGCAUAAAGCUGGCUUUUCACAUAAAGUUAAACCAGACAUGUUGCCAUAUUCCAUUCUUACAGACAGAUGCCUCCCUCUGGAGUUGCGGUUGAGUGACAUCUCUAUACAUUGUAGCAUAGAACAAUUAUUUAAGUGAUAUUUAAGUGAAUAUGUUUACAGUUUUUGUAUAUAUGGAUCUCUCUUCUGAAAGAACAAUCCAUGAUUGUGUAUUUUUAGUGUCCCAUAUUCUGACUGCAACUUCUUUACAAUAAAGAUUGUAAAUGCGUUGACUGUGA